GCAAAACGAGGUUCAAGAUCAUUUUCCCAUCUUGCAUCAGCACCAAGAUGGACGUUGAUACCGACAUGCAUGUGGAUGAAGUGGUCUUGAGCGCCUCGGAUGUGGAGGCACAUGCCGCGAUUACCGCCGCAGAUGACAACGACAUGGACGUCGUGCCGUCGUUCCCUGCAUUGAGCGCGCAACACUUGGACGGCGGCAAGGACGACUUUCGUCGCGUCCGCGUGCCUGCCCAUCGCUAUACACCGCUGAAGAACGACUGGCCGAACAUCAUGAAGCCUCUCGUGGAGCAUUUGAAGCUGCAGGUGCGCAUGAACAUGAAAACCCGAUGUGUUGAGCUCAAAAACGGCCCGCACACGGACGACGCCGGCGCGCUGCAAAAGGGCGCAGAUUUCGUGCAGGCGUACAUGAUGGGGUUCGAAGUGCAGGAUGCGGUGGCGCUGCUGCGUCUGGAAGAUUUGUUCGUCGACACGUUCGAAGUCACUGACGUGAAGAUGCUCAAGGGCGACCACUUGAGUCGCGCGAUUGGGCGGCUGGCAGGGCAGGAUGGCAAGACCAAGUACGCCAUCGAGAACGCCACGCGCACCCGCGUGGUGCUGGCCGACCAGAAGGUGCACAUCCUCGGCUCCUUUUCCAACAUCAAAUUGGCGCGGGACGCCAUCUGCUCGCUCAUCAUGGGCGCGCCGCCCGGAAAAGUGUACAACAAGAUGAAGAACGUCGCCACACGAAUGAACGAACGAUUUUAAUACGGCGAUUUUAAUGAACUAAUUAUAUUGUAUCCUCC
Molecule: messenger RNA, 781 nt
Organism: Aphanomyces astaci
Lineage: Eukaryota; Oomycota; Saprolegniomycetes; Saprolegniales; Verrucalvaceae
Exons: 1
Coding region: 48-743 (231 amino acids)
Cellular component (GO): nucleolus
Molecular function (GO): RNA binding
Source: RefSeq, a predicted model, not a curated record